This is a messenger RNA of Labeo rohita (rohu), 1276 nucleotides long. RefSeq lists its product as uncharacterized. The transcript is spliced from 6 exons. The coding region runs from base 6 to 1031 and encodes 341 amino acids. Lineage: Eukaryota; Metazoa; Chordata; Actinopteri; Cypriniformes; Cyprinidae. The record is from RefSeq and is a predicted model, not a curated record. Gene Ontology annotation, biological process: response to bacterium.
CUCUGAUGCCAGCUCUCAAAAUGUUUGCUCUGCGUACAUAUAUUCUUAUAUCCUGCAUAUCAUGUGUAUCUAUGAUCCCCAGUGUUUUUCAGCCGAACGUCUCAAUCACAGCACCAGUCGGUGGUUCGGUCAUCCUUGAAUGCCACACCACUGCUGAUCUGGUUGUGGCCUGGUUUUGGCUGAAACAAUUCCCAGGAGAAAAGUUAAACCCUAUAGUUUUCACAUAUUACCAGAAGAUAAAUCUUCAAGAAGAAUUUCUCAAUGAAUCACAACUUAAAUUCAAAUUCAGUGACAAUAAAUCUGCAUUAAUAUUCACCAAGAUUACCUCCAGAGAUGCCGCCUAUUACCAUUGUGGUGUGCUACUGUAUGAGAAGCUCUACUUUGGAGGGGGAACUUAUCUGACAGUUAAUGAUGCAAAGCCAGUUAAAGUCAUUCAGCAUCCCGUUUUGGACUCACAUCAUGUAGGGGACUCAGUGACUCUUCAUUGUUCAAUCUUUGGUGAGAGUUGUUCAGGAGGACAGAGUGUGUACUGGCUUAGAUACAAACCAGGAGAGGCCAAUUCAGGAUUCAUUUACACUGAUGGAGACAGAAAAGAUCAAUGUGAGAAGACCUCUAUGACUGGAUCAACUGUACAGAGCUGUGUGCACAAAGUCCCCAAAAACCUCACCAGUGAUGAAACAUACUUUUGCAGUGUGGUCACAUGUGGAAAGCUAAUCAUUGGAAAUGGAACUAAAUUGAUGGUAGCUGAUGCUGCUCCCCAGAAAACAAUGGCCUAUAUCAUCACACUGCUCUCUGCUGUAUUAGUGAUAUCAGUGAUAGUGAAUAUAAUCAUGGUGCUGUUAUGGAGAAGAGCUACAAACAGAGGUGUUGACCAUGUACAGUCUACAGCCCAGACUGCAGACAUAGACUCUGAAAAUUACGCAUCGCUGAAGUUCUCUUCACACCAGCCUACACAAAAAAUGAAAAGCCGCAAAGAGGCAACCUCUGUUGUCUAUGCGUCUGUUCGUCAAACAAGAAGCAUAAAACAAUGAUUUCCUCAUUCUUAAUGCUUGUCAUUUUUUAAGUGUGCAUAAGAUUGACUUCAGAGAACAGUUUUUUUUUGUCUGUAAAGAUUUUAAAUGAAGGCCAUAUCAUGUGGUCUUACAUGAACACUGGAGCAUUCAGCUGCAAGACAGAGUUCUGUUUUUUUUUUGAUCUUAGUGUGGUUUACAGUUGACGUGAUGUGAUGAAGAAGAGAUGUCUGUUACUGUCUUUUUUAUGUUGUUGUCUUAAAGGG